GCUGUCGGCCCCUCUGCCCCCGCCGUCCGGCCCGCGCCCCUUUCACGGCCUCCCCGCCGCCGCUCACGCCUCCCUCAGGCCGCCCUUCCCUGGCCUCGGCGCCUCAGGGGCGCACUGCCCGUCUCGCCCCCGUUCCCAGCCCCCGCGUCGCCCGCGCCCGGUGGCCGAGCCCGAAUGCCGCAGAAUUUGAGGCACCAGGGUGGGCGCCUGGCAGAAGCCAGCGGUCCGCCGAGGGCGGCGGUGGUGGUCCACGGGUGCUCGGCCCCCUGGCCUGCCGACACCAUCCCCGGGCCCUCGCUCCUCCCACUCCGCGCCUUCCCUCCCCUCUGCCGCACCCUCGUCCUUCAUCCCUCGGCCGUCAUCCCUCAUCCCUCUGCCCUUGUCCCUCGUUCCUCUUCCCUCUGCCUGCCGGCCGCAAGCGCGGCGUCUCAGGAUUGACUUUGCGUUCGGUCCCCCGACCCUGCCAGUCCCGUCCCUUCCUCCGCGCACCGGCGCUGCUGGCACAGAGCUUGGCACGUACCCAGUAGAUGCUCCGGAGGUGUUCGUUAAAUGGAUAAAUGAAGAACUCUUCCCUCAGUGCUGCGUUAAGGCCUGGGAGGCAGAAUAGCCCCCAGGCUUCCCCAGAUGCCAAGUAAACAUUCCUUUUCCUGCCCGAAGAUCAUCUGUGAAAACCUUGGCCAUGGCAUCGAUGUCAGAGCCUGUUACAUUCAGAGAGUUCUGCCCCUUGUACUAUCUCCUCAGUGCCAUCCCCGCAAAGGUCCAGAAGGGUUUCCGCUCUCUUGCGGUCUACCUCACCGCUCUCGAUGCCAGCGGGGACUACAUCGCGGUGGGCAGCAGCACCGGCAUGCUCUACCUGUACUGCAGGCGCUUCAACCAGAUGAAGAAGUACAACUUCGAGGGGAAAACGGAACCCAUCACUGUGGUGAAGCUGCUAAGCUGCUUCGAUGACCUCGUGGCUGCAGGCACCGCCUCUGGGAGGGUUGCUGUCUUCCAGCUUGUGUCCUCGCUGCCAGGGAGAAAUAAACAACUUCGGAGAUUUGAUGUCACCGGUAUUCACAAAAAUAGCAUAACAGCUCUGGCUUGGAGCCCCAAUGGAAUGAAAUUGUUCUCUGGAGAUGACAAAGGGAAAAUUGUCUAUUCUUCUCUGGAUCUAGACCAGGGUGUAUGUAACUCGCAUUUGGUGUUGGAAGAGCCAUCUUCAAUCGUGCAGCUGGAUUAUAGCCAGAAAGUGCUGCUCGUGUCUACACUACAAAGAAGCCUGCUGUUUUACACAGAAGAAAAUUCUGUCAAGCAAAUUGGAACACAACCAAGGAAAAGCACUGGGAAAUUUGGAGCUUGUUUUAUACCAGGACUUUGUAAGCAGAGUGAUCUGACCUUGUACGCCUCACGGCCUGGGCUCCGACUGUGGAAGGCAGACAUCCAUGGGACUGUUCAAGCCACAUUUAUCUUAAAAGAUGUCUUUGCUGGAGGAGUCAAGCCUUUUGAACUGUACCCACGUCUGGAAUCCUCCAACAGGGGAAGUUGCAGCUUACCUGAGAAACACCUGGGGCUAGUUUCAUGUUUCUUUCAAGAAGGCUGGGUGUUGAGUUGGAAUGAAUAUAGUAUUUACCUUCUAGACACCAUCAACCAGGCCACAAUUGCUGGUUUGGAAGGAUCGGGUGAUAUCGUGUCUGUUUCCUGCACAGAAAAUGAAAUAUUUUUCUUAAAGGGAGAUAGGAACAUUAUAAGAAUUUCAAGCAGACCUGAAGGACUAGCAUCAAUAGUGCGAGAUGGUCUGGAGAUGCCAGGAUGUGCGGAGCAGGCCCCCGGGCAGCGUAUGGAGAAGCCGUCGGGGGUGCCAGUUUCUGAGACGAGACUCCGGGGCUCUUCCGUGGCCAGCUCCGUGGCCAGCGAGCCAAGGAGCAGGAGCAGCUCGCUCAACUCCACCGACAGUGGCUCCGGGCUCCAGGCAGCUCCAGAGCUGGGGAGGGGCAGCCAGCCCGCCUCACAGAGAUUCAGUGUGAUUAGCUCAGAAGACUUUGACCAGGAGCUUGUCGUAAAGCCUCUGAAAGUGAAAAAGAAGAGAAAGAAGAAGACAGAAGGUGGAAGCAGGAACACCUGCCACAGUUCCCUUGAAUCGACGCCCUGCUAUGAGUUUCUGGGUGACAGUCCCCAGUCCUUGAACACAGACCUGCUGUCCAUGACCUCAAGUUUGGGCAGCUUCGUGGAUCGGUCAAGCACAGAGUCUCCUGACCAGGAGAGUAACCUUAGUGGUGAGGUGAAUGGUGUCCUGCAGGAAAAUAUUGACCCUGAAGCAUUCAGUGUCCUGGAGGUGCCUGAGCCUGCCCCUGACGUCCUGAAUGAAGGGAAUGGCGACAGACCUGGAGUCCCACGGUGUAACCGUGCAGACGAUACCGAGCCACACAGUGGGGUGUGGACUACACUCCUGGAGCUGCGGGAAGCUGUGGAAGGUAGUGAUGUUACAGAACUCAGAGAAGAGCCUUGUCCCAUAGACGAUGGACUGAAUAGCAGACAGUCACCCUGUGAAGAACAAGACAGCUCUGCUGAGGCGCAGGAAGCGGGAGACAGGGAGCCUGAUGACCUCCAAAGCACCUUUUCUGAAGUCCCCUUCCCGGACUCAACCCCAGUGCCUCCCAGCCUCAGCUGGGCCCCCCAUGCUGAGCAGCGGCUGCCAGGGACCGGAGCUGAUGAAGGCAGUGCCGAGGAGCCUAGCAAGGAGCAGGGCUUCCUCACGCACAUGGGGGGCCCCAGCCACCUGGGCUCGCAUCCCUGGCACACUGUCACUGACAGGGACACAGGCCUGAAGGAAAUGGUUGCCUUGGAAUGUGACUUGGGGAGUGUGGGAGGACGGCUGACGCCCCUGGUCUCUGCCUUGGCAGCUCAUACCCGUGAGCCUCGGCUCGAGCAGCCUUCUCGGGACCAGGUGUUGACGUCCAGUGAUGAGGAGGACAUCUAUGCCCACGGGUUGCCUUCCUCUUCCUCGGAGACGAGUGUGACAGAGCUCGGUGGUAGUCGCUCCCUGCAGGACCUGAGCCAGCUUGGCACAGAUGACACCGGGCUGCUAAAGUCAGAUCAGUUUGCAGAAAGCUGGAUGGGAUACUCUGGCCCCGGCUACGGCAUACUCAGCUUGGCGGUCUCCGAGAAGUACAUUUGGUGCCUGGACUACAAAGGUGGCCUGUUCUGCAGCGCACUGCCAGGCGCUGGGCUCCGCUGGCAGAAGUUUGAGGACGCCGUCCAGCAGGUGGCGGUCUCACCCUCAGGAGCCCUUCUCUGGAAGAUUGAACAGAAAUCUAACCGAGCUUUUGCUUGUGGAAAAGUGACCAUCAAGGGGAAGCGGCACUGGUACGAAGCCCUGCCCCAGGCAGUGUUUGUGGCCCUGAGUGAUGACACAGCCUGGAUCAUCAGGACAAAUGGAGAUCUGUACCUGCAGACAGGUCUCAGUGUGGAUCGCCCCUGUGCCAGAGCCGUAAAAGUCGACUGUCCGUACCCACUGUCCCAGGUCACAGCCCGAAACAGCGUGGUGUGGGCACUGACAGAGCAGAGAGCCCUCCUGUACCGGGAGGGUGUGAGCAGCUUCUGCCCUGAAGGGGAGCAGUGGAAAUGUGACAUCGUCAGUGAAAGGCAAGCUUUGGAACCCGUCUGUAUAACUCUUGGGGACCAGCAGACUCUGUGGGCCCUGGACAUCCGAGGGAACCUGUGGUUCAGAACUGGUGUCGUUUCCAAGAAGCCCCAGGGAGAUGACGACCAUUGGUGGCAAGUGAGCAUCACCGACUACGUGGUGUUCGAUCAGUGCAGCUUAUUCCAGACCAUAAUCCAUGCCACACACUCAGUGGCCACGGCAGCCCAAGCACCCGUGGAAAAGGUGGCUGAUAAACUGCGCAUGGCGUUUUGGUCUCAGCAGCUUCAGUGCCAGCCGAGCCUUCUCGGGGUCAACAACAGUGGCGUCUGGAUCUCCUCGGGCAAGAAUGAAUUCCAUGUCGCUAAAGGAAAUCUCAUCGGCACUUACUGGAAUAAUGUUGUUCCCCGUGGGACAGCUUCUGCAACAAAGUGGGCCUUUGUGCUGGCUUCCACUGCUCCCACAAAGGAAGGCAGCUCCCUGUGGCUGUGCCAGAGCAGCAAGGACCUGUGCAGCGUCAGCGCCCGGAAUGCUCAGGCCCGCCCCUCCACGGUGCAGCUGCCUCCCGACGCCGACAUGAGGGCCUACGCCGCCUGUCACGAUGCUCUGUGGGCGCUGGACAGCCUCGGCCAGGUGUUCAUCAGGACGCUGUCCAAGAGCUGCCCCACAGGCAUGCACUGGACGCGGCUGGACCUCUCCCAGCUAGGAGCUAUAAAACUGACGAGCUUGGCGUGUGGAAAUCAGCACAUCUGGGCCUGUGACUCUAGGGGCGGAGUAUACUUCCGAGUGGGAACCCAGCCUCUCAAUCCCAGUCUGAUGCUUCCAGCCUGGAUAAUGAUUGAGCCACCUGUCCAGCCCGCUGGGGUCACGUUGGUCAGCAUCCACUCCAGUCCCAACGACCAGAUGCUGUGGGCACUCGACAGCAGGUGGAACGUGCAUGUGCGGGCUGGCAUCACCGAAGAGAUGCCCGUGGGGACCAGCUGGGAGCACGUGCCAGGGCUGCAGGCCUGCCAGCUGGCACUGAGCACCAGGACCGUGUGGGCCCGCUGCCCCAAUGGUGAUCUUGCCCGACGGUACGGCGUCACCGACAAGAACCCUGCCGGAGACUACUGGAAGAAAAUUCCCGGCAACGUGACGUGUUUCACAGUGACCUCGUCAGAUGAGCUGUGGGCAGUGGGCCCCCCCGGCUACCUCCUCCAGCGGCUGACGAGGACUUUCAGCCACUCGCAUGGUGCCCCGAGCAGCCACGCCACCACCCCCCACCCCGAGGACCUGGAGGAUGAGUGGGAGGUCAUCUGAAGGAGCCUCGGGCAGGGCCGCUCAGGAGGGACGAGGCCAAGACGGUUGGCGGACACAGUGGUUUCGGAGUCGCUUGCUCUCGGCCACGCCUCAUCAGCUCUUGUCCAGACAUGUCAGGCCGGCUUGGACAGCCCACACUUGCUUUCAUCCAUGUUUGUUUCCGUCUUGUUCCAGAACCCACAGUCUCGGCCAAGCGACCCGGAGCCCUUGCCGGAGCGGUAGUGCCUCUGAGCUCUCGCCGAGGCCGCCCCCGAGUGCGGGGACAAGCCCGGGAGCCGGAGGUCAGCGCGCUUCCACUGCUGAGGGGGUCCCGCGCCAGCUUCGCAGUCACUACAGGGAUGCAAGUUCUAGCACACAUUCCAUGCUGGACACCGCGGUGGGGAAACCAAGGCCGCGUCUGCGAGGUGGGGUGCUGGUCUGUGCCAGUAUGUGCGCACACACACACACACACACACACACACACACACACACUCACACACCCCGUGCGCGCACACACCACCCACGCCCUCCCUGCCCGCUCACAGGGCACGGCACACUCGCCUCCUGGAGAACACACUUUAGCCAACACAAUAAAGGCUGGUGGAUGACAUGGAAUAGACAAGGUGCACGUGUUUCCAAGGCAGCAGCCGUGGCCCCGGGAGGUGUGGCCGGGUGUGGGGGAGCCCAGCCACGGGAGCUAACUGCGCGAGGUCUUGAGAGUGAUGUUUAAUGCUGCUGGCGGACAUCGUAAAGACCAGAGGCGUCCUCGCGGGAUGAGUCUACUAAUUAUUGCCUUUUUUGUUUGUUGUAUUACAAACCUGCAUAAGAUACCUCACUUGAAAUCAACUCUUACAAAUUUAGAGGAGAAAUGUAUUUUCUGAAACCAGCGGAAGGCCUUUCAUUCCUCCGCGUGGUUUACCCUGAGCCUGCACUGUCCCCCCUGCAGCUUCACCGAGCGCGGACGUCCCCCCGCGGGGCCAUCACGGGACCUGCGGGCUGGCUCCGAGCAGGCGGGGCUUGGGUGGAUACCCCCAGGAGGUUCCAGCUGUCCCGCUGUGGCGGCGCCAGCGUCAGUCCUUGGGGUCCUUGCCGGCAUGUGGGCCAUAGGCUUGGCAGCCCCACCACGUGUGCCGCCCCUGCCGGAGGCAGCUCCCCAGCAGGACUCCAGCCUCGCUGCUUUUUUUAGCCUGCCUUUGGCCCACGGCCCAGUGAUUCGAUGCCGGUUUUCUCCUAAGCAAAUGUGUCCGGGAGCUCCCAGGCCACAGGUGAAGAGCGGUAAAACGUGUUCUCUGAGAGGACCCAGCCAGCCGCGAAGAUGGAAGUGUUCCAGGUCUAAAUGAGGACAAGAAUCUGAAAUCCCAGAUCCCACUUCACACUCCACUUUUGUAGAAUCCUGGUUUUACAAGUGUGGGGGCGGCCGAGGCCGGCGCAGGCUGGCUGCGGUUCCUCCCGAGUGUGCUGUGCCUUGCCCGGCGCGCCCAGACGGCAGAGCUCUCCUAAACCCGCGGGACUUCAGUGCAAUUAAACCCAAGUCUAGUUUGAUACUUCUAAACUACUUUUAGCUUCAGUGCUUUGUACGGUUUUUCUUUCCGGUUUUAAUUUUUAGUUGUGCUUUGAGGCAGUGCAAUAAACUAGACUUUUUCCAAAA
Molecule: messenger RNA, 6542 nt
Organism: Ailuropoda melanoleuca (giant panda)
Lineage: Eukaryota; Metazoa; Chordata; Mammalia; Carnivora; Ursidae
Gene: TECPR2
Product: tectonin beta-propeller repeat containing 2
Exons: 20
Coding region: 680-4915 (1411 amino acids)
Molecular function (GO): protein binding
Source: RefSeq, a predicted model, not a curated record